AGACAAUCUCAUUGUUCGCAUUGCCUUGGAUUCUCACUUAAAUUCUUCUUGUUUUUACUCUGACAAGUCGCAGCUUACGGGGUAUACUGGUCUCCUGUGGACUACUCCCAAGCUCUCCCGCGCGACCCCCGGAUGACGUUAGACGAGGAGUGGAUCUGAGCUCUCGUCUAAUCUCGGCCGUAUUUUGAUCUCCGAACUAACAGGGGUAAGGAGAACAGAAGAAGUAAAAAGAGAUGAAUUUGAGUACAGUUCAAGGCCCAGAAAAGCUGAAGCAGGUCAAGGAGCUCCUGAGCUCACUGGAGGAGGACCUGAAGUCUAAAUCACUGACUACCGCUCAGCGGGUGCAAACGCUGUUGCAAUUGAGACAGCAUGGCACUGUGCCAACUAAUGCCGACCCCAUUUACUCGGAGCAUGGAAUCGACAUCCUCUCCAAGUAUGGUGUGGAAGGUGAGACCGUAGAUGUCCGUCGGGCAGCUCUGCGAUGCGUCGCAAAUGCCCUGCUUUUAGUUCCCCAGACGCGUGGUUACUUGAUGGCCACUCGCCGGGGUGGACGUUUGGCAGAGAUGCUCAAGUGUGAUUCGUCUGAUGACGAGAUGGUGAUCAGCCGCAUCUUGUUUCUGUUGACGUACGGCACGAACCAGAGUGAAUACGAACACAUACUCAAUCAGCAUGGGUUGGGUGAUAGUGUCUACUAUCAAAUCGUCCGGCAUUCCAAGCAGUUCCCCAAGUCCGGGAAGCCGGCCCUGUCUCAGAUGGAUGAGCUGGCCCUCAUCGACACCCUGAAAUUGAUCUUUAAUACUUGCAAAAUCUCGGACUUCAAAAAUGGCGAAACGGUCACGGGUUUUGAGAAGGCAUUCUCCGCCUCUAUCCCCUACAUUUUCAAGAUGAUCAGUCGGAUGGAGAUCCCCGAACAGCCGUUGGACGGUCUGCUCAGCUACCUCAUCAACUGCUUGACCGUCCUCGACCUCAAGAACGAGUCGGGCCACUCCUUCGACAGCAGCCCGCUGUUUCCCCCCUUCGAUCCGAACUGCAAUGUCGACCGACUCGUCCUCAUCCUGGACCGCGCCACGGCCACGUACAAAGCCGAGGACCUCGAAACGAAGGCCGCUCCCCUCCUACACGCACUGAUCAUGAUGGCCGAGAUGGCUCCGGAAGGCCCGCGGAAGCAGAUGCAAGCGCUUCUCCUGCCGGAGGGCAACGACCGGAGUGAGCCCAUCGGCCAGUCCGACACGCUGCCGUCCCGGCUGUUGAAGCUGUCGACGUCGCCGAACAAGAACCUCAAAAUCACCAUCUCCGAGCUUCUGCUUCUCCUGUCGGACAACAAUGCCGAAACGCUCACCCAGAAUAUCGGCUACGGGUACGCGGCGGGGCUGCUGGCCUCGCGCGGCAUGGAGAUCCCCCAGACGGCUGGCGAGGCAUUCGCCACGAACGGGCCCGCGGUCAACCCGGUCACCGGGCAACGAUGGGAUGCCGAGCCGCAGGACACCGGGCCCCCGAUGACGCAGGAGGAGAAGGAGCGGGAGGCAGAGAGGCUCUUUGUCUUGUUUGAACGGGCCAGAGCGAAUGGAUUGCUCAACGUGGAGAACCCUGUCCGAGUGGCUGCUCAAGAGGGGAGACUGGAAGAGCUGCCGGAUUCUGACAGUGACUGAUGUAUACUUGUGUUUCAGUAUGAUGCUGUAAAUGUGGUUGGUCUCUUUCACAAUGUUGCCCAUAUCAAUUGGACUUUCCAGUGUUAUUGCUUAACUCAGUACCUAGAUAGGUACUGUUCAAUCUAAUAUCACACCUAC
Aspergillus campestris IBT 28561 is the source of this 1787-nucleotide messenger RNA. Its product is annotated as synembryn. Gene Ontology annotation, cellular component: cytoplasm. The transcript has 7 exons. Gene Ontology annotation, biological process: G protein-coupled receptor signaling pathway. The coding region runs from base 234 to 1649 and encodes 471 amino acids. Gene Ontology annotation, molecular function: guanyl-nucleotide exchange factor activity; G-protein alpha-subunit binding. NCBI's taxonomy places the organism in Eukaryota, Fungi, Ascomycota, Eurotiomycetes, Eurotiales, Aspergillaceae. The record is from RefSeq and is a predicted model, not a curated record.